Serpula lacrymans var. lacrymans S7.9 is the source of this 1306-nucleotide messenger RNA. RefSeq lists its product as uncharacterized. Bases 283 to 1191 code for a protein of 302 amino acids. NCBI's taxonomy places the organism in Eukaryota, Fungi, Basidiomycota, Agaricomycetes, Boletales, Serpulaceae. The record is from RefSeq and is a predicted model, not a curated record. The transcript has 23 exons.
GAACGCAUGUCACGAGAUCUUAGCAUAACGGCGCUGCAUCUAAGACCCUUAUCGUUUCAGAGCCAAGAUUUGAAGUUCAGCCAGUGUCAAAAGUUCAUCAAAGGGAGCUGAACAUAAACACUGUAUUAGUCUAGAGUCAGAGCGCAAUGGGUCGUUUGAUCCGGACAUCCAGGGAUUUCAGGAAGUUCAUCAGCACCGGCUCUUCAUAUAACAGAACUUGUAGCGACUCUAACCUCGUUGGUGCAGGCAUAUGCACCUGUACUGGUUGGCUCAUGGUUCUCAAUGGGCCUGUACGGGCUUACAACAACGCAGGCAUAUCUGUAUUGGUUCAACUAUCCAAAAGAUAGCUGGUGGACCAAGUUACUGGUCUUAUUUCUCUGGGUGCUGAACACAGCACACACCGUUGGCGUGUGUCACAAUUGUUAUUAUCACCUAAUAACAGCGAUGUUCAAUCUCGAAAUGUUAUUGCGUAAUGUAUGGUCAUUAGGCAUGACAGUAGUUAUCUGGAUCAUCGUAUUUGCCACUGUGAUGUCGUAUUACAUCAAGAUGAUCUUCCAACUGAGCAGCGCCCGAUUCCGUUGGUGGUUGACAGGGGCCAUGACAAUCCCCUUUGUGCUUGCUCUCGGUUUUGGACUAGACGCUGCUGUGCGCAUGUUCUUGGCGGCGAAUGUCGAGGUUCUACUACAAUUCAGUCAAAACACAAUCCUACCUGCCUUCAUAAUGCUUGUGAUUACAGACAGUUUUGUCACAGGUUUCUUAUGUAUUCUUUUAUACCGCAAGCGAACAGAAUUCAAGCGGACACGUCACAUCGUCAACACCUUAAUAAUUUAUGCUGCCAGUAGGGGUUUGGUGUCAACAGCAACGUCUCUUACGAUGGCCCUUGUGCUCGCUAUCCGCCCCAGCACUAUAUGGUACUCUGCUGCCGAAUUUGCUAUAGUCGGGAUUUAUACGAACUCUCUCAUGACAAUGUUAAACACCCGGCGCACCGUAUACGAAGUUGCGGACACUGGAAGGUCGCCUGCAGACAGUAUGAACAAGGAAUCCCACUUUGGCUUAACUGGCCGCCGGAGAAAUCAGAAUGGAGUAUCCAUUGCCAACAAGGCGCCAAAUGUUGAGUUUAUUGAACUUGGUGAGAGAGGGACUAACUACAAAGAUGUUAAUCAGCACGAAGAAGACAAACCAGCGGUAUGAAAGAACCCUGCGUAAUUUCUUAGCUUUCAAGACCAUAUUAUAUAGUGGUUCCUACUGAAUCUUGUAUCUGUAUUCUAUGUUCAUUCAACAUUAUGCUAUGCUUAUAUUUUGACUU